Daldinia loculata is the source of this 1506-nucleotide messenger RNA. RefSeq lists its product as uncharacterized. Bases 1 to 1506 code for a protein of 501 amino acids. NCBI's taxonomy places the organism in Eukaryota, Fungi, Ascomycota, Sordariomycetes, Xylariales, Hypoxylaceae. The transcript has a single exon. The record is from RefSeq and is a predicted model, not a curated record.
AUGCCAUUAUUCGAUAAAGCUAAGAUUUCAAAAGAAGAAUUCUAUGCCUACGCCUAUGUACGCAAUUUUCAAGAAACGCAACAAGAUGAAGUUGAAGAUAGCCUGUUAUACUCUCCAAACGGGAAAGUCCAACAAAAUAAUCUACUACCAAUCGAAAAUUUGAUAGAAGGUGUAGCAGAUAACACGAAAAGGGAGCGUCUUGGGAAGAACCUCCUCGAUUCCUUUGCUUUAAUCUUCGAACAACCAGGUUCCCAAGGGGCCGUCGCGGUAGCAAUGGAGUGGUGUGAACAACUAAAUAUCUACACCCUCCAUAUAUCGAAAAAUUAUCCCUCUGGCAGAAUACCUGAUCACCUUAUCGUAGAUAUUCAAAAGUGGUUUAAGGAUAACAUCGAGUGCGCCGUCAAUAAUUCCUGCCUUAGCCGCGAGAGCAAAUUGUGGAAGGAUCUACUUGGAAACUGUUGUGCGAAGAUCUCAAAAUAUAUUGUUGAAGCGUGUAAUGGGGACAAUAGCAGUGAAAAGAUAUUUAAUUUGUCGCGUGUUUCGUCUUCAGUUGAAUACCUAGUUCUCAGUCCUCAAAAUGUUGGGCUAGUAGAGGCUCGAAAGGUGUUCCUGGAAAUCAUAAGUUCAUUGAAGAAGUUCUUUUACGGUCCUCACAGUAUAGAGUCAAAGAUUUCGAAGCCUGGGAGGGCUAAUGGUGGUUCCGAGCACCCUCUAAGAUACAAAGAUGUGGCGAGUAGGGAACCUAUAGACUUCCUUCACGAUAUCACGCAUGUAUGUUUCGAGUUGGUAGAGUCCCACGGAGGAGAUUUAAAUGCGCUACACGAUGAACUUCAAGCGGGCCUAAAAGAGUGGGAAGGUAGAAAAUUGCUACGAAAUAUUCAUGGGCUAAUCUACACCAUUUCAAAGUAUCUCCGCGCGUGGUAUGACAUCGUGCGCUUCAAAAUACAUAGCAGCUCAGCUAUUCUAUGCAUAAAUUUCAACCUAGGUCUAAAUAGGAAGUCAAGGGAGCUCACAUUAGACUUCAGUAAAUUUCUAGAACGAGCGAUUGAAAUAGGCAUACUUGAAAAGGAAAAGGAGGACACAUUGAGAAAGUGGUACCACAUAAAAGACCAUCCUAUCUGCGGUUCUAGCCAUUGUGAAAUGCAGAUGCUAGAGUACUUACUAACGCACAACGAUGCGAAUUUCUUCAACUAUAUCGGAUGUAGUAAAGGCCCUUGCUGGCUAUGUUACUAUAUCUUAAGUAGCAUGACUUCUCAAUUCAAAAUGGGGCAAUCCCACUUCAAGCUGUACCCUAGCUGGUUGCCUCCGGAGUUCACGAAAUGCCAUAUGCAACGGGAACAAUUAAUCGAAGUGCUGAAGUUUUUGGGAGAGAAGAUGAAGAGAUUAGUCGACCUUGGAAAAGGGAAAAAGCGUCACUCUCGAGAUGCUUUGCCUGAUUGCCCUAAUGACCAAGAAACUUUCUUGUCCCCAAGGGAAGUGUCCAUAGACCAGUUUGGUAGAAGCUGA